Monopterus albus (swamp eel) is the source of this 1514-nucleotide messenger RNA. It is a transcript of the gene tent5ba, whose product is annotated as terminal nucleotidyltransferase 5ba. Gene Ontology annotation, molecular function: RNA binding; poly(A) RNA polymerase activity. Gene Ontology annotation, biological process: mRNA stabilization. The record is from RefSeq and is a predicted model, not a curated record. The transcript has 2 exons. The coding region runs from base 227 to 1411 and encodes 394 amino acids. NCBI's taxonomy places the organism in Eukaryota, Metazoa, Chordata, Actinopteri, Synbranchiformes, Synbranchidae.
CUCUCAGCAGCGCGCUCUGCAGGACACGGAUGAUUCCAGUCCAACCUCUCUACGCUUGUGACUAACUUUUCCUGCUCUUCAUCUCAGCACUGAUAAUAAUCGGAGACGGGAACAUAUCACUUGUACUUAAAGAGAGAAAACACAGAUCUGAGGUGGGACUAAGCGCUGAUUCACAUUCUGCUGAUUUCUUGUUUUUGGGGGUUGGGGGCCGAAAGUUAACAUCGCCAUGUUUCGAGGUGAUGCAUCGGAUCAGAGUCGGCGGUUCAGUGUCUUGUCUUGGGAUCAGGUGCAGCGUUUGGACUCGAUCUUGGGGGAGGCCGUCCCCAUUCACGGCCGAGGAAACUUCCCCACUUUGUCUGUGCAACCGAGCCAGAUUGUCCAGGUGGUGCGGAUGAGGCUGGAGGAGAGAGGUGUGUGUGUUAAAGAUGUGAGGUUGAAUGGAUCUGCUGCCAGCCACGUGCUCCUUCAGGACACUGGACUGGGCUACAAAGACCUUGACCUGAUCUUUGGGGUGUCACUUAAGGAUGACCAGGCUUUCCGUCUGGUGAAGGAUGUCGUGCUGGACUGCCUGUUGGACUUCCUGCCAGCUGGGGUCUCUAAAGAGCGCAUCACAGCCCUGACCCUCAAAGAGGCCUAUGUACAGAAACUGGUCAAAGUCUGUAAUGACACAGACCGCUGGAGCCUCAUCUCGCUGUCCAACAACAUGGGCAAAAAUGUGGAGCUAAAAUUUGUGGACUCUUUAAGGCGGCAGUUUGAAUUCAGUGUGGACUCUUUCCAGAUUUGCCUUGAUUCUCUGCUCCUAUUUGACCGCUGCUCAGAGACACCCAUGUCUGAGAGCUUUCAUCCCACUGUGAUUGGGGAGAGUGUAUACGGGGACUUCAAGGAGGCCAUGGAUCACCUGUGUCAGAGGAUAAUAGCUACACGCAGCCCUGAAGAGAUCAGAGGUGGUGGCUUGUUGAAGUACUGCCACCUGCUGGUGCGAGGGUUCAGACCCUCUUCAGAGGCGGAUAUGAAGCAGAUGCAGCGUUACAUGUGCUCCCGCUUCUUCAUUGACUUCCCUGACAUAGGCGAGCAGCAGAGGAAGCUGGAGGCCUACCUGCAGAACCACUUUGCUGGGAUGGAGCACAAACGGUACGAGUGCUUGACGACUCUGCACCAGGUAGUGAAUGAGAGCACCGUGUGUCUGAUGGGCCACGAGCGGAGGCAGACGCUCAGCCUCAUCUCCAUGCUGGCAUUGAAGGUGCUGAUCGAGCAGAAUGCCAUCCCCACUGUCACAAAUGUCACGUGUUACUACCAGCCCGCUCCAUACGUACAGGACCUCAAUUUCAGUAAUUACUAUAUUGCACAUGUGCAGCCGCCACAGGUCUCACCUUGCAGUCAUUCAUAUCAGACGUGGCUGCCCUGUAGCUGAACUGGUUGUGAGAAGCGUAGAGAUGGAUGUGUUUCCAUCGCUCUGUCUUUCAAAGGGAGCUGACUGACAAUACACAAUAAAAGCCUAUGUUUGCCAAAUGUGA